AUGACUAACCACAGCUUUAUUGUCUAUGGAAAUCUUGCUGACUCGAAAUGGCUUGUGAAAGGCCUCGAAAACCUCGAAGACAACGUGGAAGAGACCAAUUUGCAACUUCGUCUGAACGUUGAUGCGCUGGGGUUGAAAAUUAUGGCUUACAAGAUGCAAGCAAUUUCGGCAGAAAAUGCUAUGAUGAUGUCGAUUCGUGCAAGAACGUCAGAAGCGACCCACGGCGCUUUCAAGGAAUUUUCUGUUAUGCAGGCUGACUCGAAACGUAACGUAAUCGUCCCAGAAGUAGAGGUAGCGUUCUGCGAAGUUUGUGGCCCUCCAGCUGCUUGGUGCCCGUAG
Haemonchus placei is the source of this 339-nucleotide messenger RNA. NCBI's taxonomy places the organism in Eukaryota, Metazoa, Nematoda, Chromadorea, Rhabditida, Trichostrongylidae. The record is from the annotation of a GenBank genome assembly.